Messenger RNA from Talaromyces proteolyticus, 2775 nucleotides. Its product is annotated as SNF2 family N-terminal domain-containing protein. Gene Ontology annotation, molecular function: ATP-dependent chromatin remodeler activity; ATP binding. The coding region runs from base 138 to 2687 and encodes 849 amino acids. The transcript is spliced from 11 exons. The record is from RefSeq and is a predicted model, not a curated record. Lineage: Eukaryota; Fungi; Ascomycota; Eurotiomycetes; Eurotiales; Trichocomaceae.
ACAAGACAAUAACUCCGUCACAUUUAGCGUUUCAGGCUGAAUCCGAUCAGCUGGGUAAAUAGAUAAAUACACACAUGAACCGACUGAUCAAGGAAGUCAAAAAUAAAUAUAUAUAUUUGAAACUUUAACGGACCGAGAUGGCCACACCCGAAAAGCGGGGGGUCCCGCUCCCCGCCAACGAACAAGCCGCCAACAAGAAACCCAAGAAAGGCCCAUCAGAUAAAGUCUAUAUUGAUCUUACAAGCAACGGUCCCUGGCAUUCAGUUCCUAUAAUCAGACAAGACCAGCCCGCCGAAGCGGAUCCAGUGUAUGACACAUGUUUUGGAUUGCUCUGUAUGCAAGCGAUCUCCUCCCCGGGAUGUAGUGGGCCAUCUGAAUGCACCCCUGCUCGGCUGAGAUUCGAGGGGAAGGUGGUGUGUAUUUCCUUAAAUACCGCACAGGAUACUGUUGCGAUUUUGGUGUCCGAGACGCUGUCACGCUUGGUUCACGAGUUUGCAGUGACCAUGAAUGCAACCCUAUGCGGCAAGAAACAAAAGACUAAACACGAUAGCAAGAAGCAAAAGGACCAAUACAAUACAGACCCAAGAUUUCUUUCCGUGAGGAUCAUUUUGUAUGGACUUCUUCAGCAACAGGAUGCGAUUGCGGACACUCUGGCGGGAGGGGGGUUGUUUUUACAACACCCUGGAGAAACAGAAUUCAACCGAAAUGUAAAGUAUGUUAACCCGCAGUACUUGUUGGGGCCAGGCCAAGAAUUACCCCCCAUAGAGGAACUCUCAGUGUCCACAUGUUGUGCACCUCAUGGACAGCGAUCAGCAAAGGUCAGUGACGUUCUUAACGAAAGCGAGGUCAACAAAGUCCAGAAGAUAUUCGACACGGCGACUUCGUUGGAUGAAUUGAUUCCGAUGAUUAAGCCAAGCUCAAGACUGGUGACGCAACUCAAGAGGCAUCAAAUAGAGGCCUUGGUCAUGAUGGUCGAGAAAGAAGAAGGCAUAUAUGAGAAAUCACACUUCCCAACGAUAUGGAAUGUCUCCAGAGGUCCGAAUGAGCAGUCUCGCUAUCAGAAUAUUGUAACCGAACUAUAUGCAAUGUCCCCUCCUCCACCAAUUGGCGGGGGGAUACUGGCAGAUGAAAUGGGAUUGGGCAAGACGUUGUCGAGCUUGUCAGUCGUUUGUCAUUACCUAGACCAGAUCAACAAAAAUCUGCCGUUGAGCAAAAACAUUCCAAGGACUACUCUGGUCGUGACCCCUAAGUCAACUAUCUACGGAUGGGAGCAACAAAUCAGCAACCAUAUUCACCCGGAGAAAAUCCGAUGGAUUACAUAUUAUGGAUCUAACCGCCAAGAGACUGCAUCCGACAUUAGCUUGUACGAUAUUGUAAUAACCACAUAUGAUACACUCAGGUCCGAGGAGAUCAGAAAAGGUCCUUUGUUUGCAAAUGAGUGGGCCAGAGUGAUUCUUGACGAAGCUCACAGAAUUCGAAAUCGCAAUUCCAAGACAUUUCGAGCUGUUCGCUCUCUACGCAGUCGGCACCGAUGGUGCCUUACCGGGACACCCAUUCAAAACUCUCUAGACGAUUUUGGAGCACUCCUAGAGUUUAUCCAAACGCCUUCUCUCCAAACCAAGGAUUUAUUCAUCCAAUACAUUACUAGGCCGAUCAAGGAACGGAAAAAGGACAGUAUAGAGAUGCUCCGAAGGGUAGUGGCCGCUACUUGUUUACGUCGAACCAAAAGUUCUCACUCUGUAGAACUCAACUUGCCACAGAAGAUAAAACGUGAAGUAAUUGUGAGAUUGGAUCCUGAUGAUAGAGAAUUAUAUGAGUUCUUCAAACGUUUCUCGUAUCUGAUGGCAGGAAACGAGAAAGUACCUCAAAGGCAGUCCGCCACCAAUAUUCUGGUUCUGAUUUCUAUACUUCGCCUAAUCUGUGAUCAUGGGGAGGCCCUGCUUACAGCUGCGGCACGCAAGGCGUGGAAAGAGCGAGAUGAAAAGCUGCUUACUAGGACAAUGCUCGAAACAAAUGUCAAGCAGUGUAUCUUCUGCUACAGUGAUGUGGAAGGAGAAAAUGGGAGCGAGCUUGUCGUCGAGGAACUUGGUUGUGGACAUGUCAUUUGCGACAUCUGCGUAACAAAGUUGCCGAGUUCUGACAGCCAGCUCUCUUGUUUACACUGUAGUGUAGAUAAGCUGCAGUUUCCAUCAUCACCUACAAGGGAGGCGUUGUCGCCAGCAGGACUAACGAACCCUGCGGGGCUGCGAUCACCACCAUCCGCCAAGCUGAAGGCGAUUCUGCACAAUAUCUUACAGAGGCAGGAGCCGAGUGGCAUGAAUUCACAACCCCGCAAAGCUGUGGUUUUCAGUUACUGGACGAAAAUGCUGGACCUGAUAGGAAAUGCCCUUGACGAGAGACAACUGUCGUUCCAGCGUAUCGAUGGCCAGCUAUCCUUAUCCCAGCGUAAGGAAGCUCUCGAGAAGUUCGGCAACGACUCUCGAUGUAACAUCAUGCUGGCGAGCAUUGGAGCAGCUGGCGAAGGUAUUGACCUCACUGCUGCAACCUCUGUUCAUAUUGUAGAGCCUCAUUGGAAUCCUAUGGCUGAAUCUCAAGCUGUUGACCGUGUACAUCGUAUCGGUCAGACACACGAUGUGGAGGUGGUUAGGUAUAUUGUUGAUGAGUCAAUUGAAAAGGGCUUCGUGUAACAGUAUAUCCAGUGGGUUCAGAACCACAAAUUGCGCAUGAUCAAUGAAUCUCUUUCAGAAUCUGAACAGAAUUUGCAAGCGUCAGAGG